Molecule: messenger RNA, 879 nt
Organism: Monoraphidium neglectum
Lineage: Eukaryota; Viridiplantae; Chlorophyta; Chlorophyceae; Sphaeropleales; Selenastraceae
Exons: 9
Coding region: 1-879 (292 amino acids)
Biological process (GO): microtubule-based movement
Cellular component (GO): dynein complex
Molecular function (GO): minus-end-directed microtubule motor activity; dynein light intermediate chain binding; dynein intermediate chain binding
Source: RefSeq, a predicted model, not a curated record
AUGCUCAAACCGUUCACCCGAUCAUGGGACGCGGCCGCCUACCGCUCGCGCGCCCACACUGUGGCGUCCCUCAGGCGCGACGCCGUGCUCAUCAGGGAGUGGAUGGCGAGCUUGCAGCAGGUGGUGGCCGCGCAGCCGGCCGGCUGCCUGCAGCUCGAGACAGAGGCACUCAAGGCCACCCACCUGGUCACCCUCAAGUCGGCCCUGGCCACGGUGUGCGUGAUGCUCGUCAGUGCGGCGCGCCGGGAGGGAACCCGCGUGCUGCAGGAGAUACAGGCGCGCGUAAGCGUCCUCAAGCAGCGGCCGUCGGUACUGCCGGACUUCAUCACCUACACGCUUGCCGCCGCGGCCGCGCGUACCGAGCGCGACAGCCAGCUGACCCAGGUGGCGGCGGUGGGGUCACUGUACGAGAGCGUGGAGGCGUGGGGCAGCCGGCUGCCGCACAACGACCAGGUCCUAUUGGACGACGUCCGGGAGGCGGGCCGCGCCCUGGCGCGCGCGGUGGGGGAGGCGGCGGGUUUCGUGGAGAGCAAGCGGCCGGGCAUGGCGGCGACGCUGGAGCGGCAGGGGCGGGAGCUGGGGAAGCGGGCGCAGGAGCUUUUGUCUGACGUGGAGCGCGGCACGCUGCGGCAGCGCGUGUCACCAACCGCCGUUGUGCUGGAGGAAGGGGAGCUGAGCAGGUGGCGGGACUCACUAGCAGGGCUGUCGGGCGGCCUGGCCAGGGUGAACGAGCAGGAGGUGCAGCUGGGCAUCAAGGCCACCCAGCUGCACGACCUCGACGAGAUCACGCGACAGAUCGCGGAGGCCGAGGAUCUGGUCGCACAGGCCGAGGCGGCGAGCGGCACGGCAGCGGGGUCCGAUGCUGCUGUCGACGGCUGA